Chrysoperla carnea is the source of this 5821-nucleotide messenger RNA. Its product is annotated as collagen alpha-1(XI) chain-like. Gene Ontology annotation, molecular function: extracellular matrix structural constituent. Bases 82 to 5574 code for a protein of 1830 amino acids. NCBI's taxonomy places the organism in Eukaryota, Metazoa, Arthropoda, Insecta, Neuroptera, Chrysopidae. The transcript has 27 exons. The record is from RefSeq and is a predicted model, not a curated record.
UGUUUUAGUUUUGAGUUUGAUUAAAUUUACCUUGAACGGUCAAAUAAAAUUCAGUCAUCUACUGAAUCAUCAGAUUCAGGUAUGAUGACGCUGCGUUCAUGGUUCAAACGAUUAAAAACAUGGCAUCAAUUUCGACAUGGAAUUUUUCACACUGGAAUAAUUAUACUAAUGGUAUUUCAUUUAAUUUCGAAUGGAGCUAAUUCUCAAGAAACUGAGGAUGAUGGUAUUGUGGAUAUUUUGGAAAAACUACAAAUUGAAAAUUUACCAGCGGGUGUGUCACGUGCAUACGGAAUAUGUGAAUACAACAUUAGCGAAGAAAUCAAACGAAAUUAUACUAUAACUAAAUCUGCAUAUAGAUUAUCUGAAACAGCUUUGCUAACAUUGAACACUGCGGAUUUGUACCCAACAGGAUUUCCACAAGAUUUUUCAAUAUUAGCUACAGUAAAAGCAGCUGAAGGUGCUGAUAUCCAAAGUUUAUUUACAAUUUAUAGUAAUAGUGGCGAUGAACAUAUUUCGGUAGCGAUUGGUAAUGACAUCACAUUUUUUUAUGAGGACAUUGAUGGAAAUCCACCAGAAGAUAAUUUGAUAUUUUUCAAUCAAAGUAUUAAUGAUGGACAAUGGCACAGAUUGGCGUUUAGCGUAAAAGGAAAUGCAGUUACGCUUAUUUUAGAUUGUGACACACAAGUAACCAAAAUGUUAUAUCGAGAGAGUGAUUCACAAAUUAAUUCCGAGGGUAUUAUUUUAGUUGGUCAAAAAUUGUUACAAGAAGAUUUUUUUACUGGGGAUGUAGAAACUCUGUUACUAGGGAACACUCCCGACGUUGCAUUUGAAAUUUGUAAUGUGUACUCACCAUAUUGUGAUUAUGGCAGUGCCCAAGGUUCUGGUGCAACAUGGUCGUAUAGUUAUAGAGGAUUUCGAAAUGGAAGUGCUUCAUCGGGCGAAGAUAAUGAUCGAAGACGAAUACAAACAUUUGGAAGUUCAAGUUCAAGAGGAUUUGCAACAGGUGAAAGAAAUGAAGGUUCCAGAGUAUCUGGGAGCGGUAGUGUUUCAUUAGGAGGCGAAAGUGAUCGAAGAAGAAUAUAUACUUUAGGGGAAUCGUCUUCCAAUGGAUAUGGAGAAGACAAUAGAGCUGGUGGGUCUAGAACAUCAUUUGAAGAAGACUCGAGGGGCAUUUAUUCUGGAGAAAAUAGUGAAAAUUUUGACCGUAAUGCAAUAAACCAUACUAAUGUAUUUGUUUACACCUCAACAGAAAAUAAUAAUGGACGCUUUGAAACUACUGAAUAUGAUGUGAAUCGAUUUGGUUUAACAUCUAGUUAUGGAACACCUUUAACAACAACUUCAAGUACAUUAAAUGCCACAAGUAGUAUUUAUCCAGAUAUUGAUUACGAUCUUUAUGAAACAACACCAGCAAAUUUUUAUCCAGAUGGUGAUAAUGGUAUAUAUUCAAUAAAUGGAGGUAUUCCAGGACCUAGAGGUUAUCCAGGGCCACCAGGGCCUCCUGGUCCUCCAGGACCAAAAGGUGACAUUGGUAAAGACGGUUUAGCUGGCACCUCAGGAAUACAAGGACCCCCAGGGCAUGUUUUUAUAAUUCCAUUGAAUUCAGGCAAUGAUAAAGGUCCAGAUCCAAAUACAGAAACAUUCCGACAAAUGCUGUCACAACAUAUGAUGGCAAUGAGAGGAACUGAAGGGCCAAGAGGAUUAACGGGUGUACCAGGACCAGAAGGUCCUCCUGGGCUUGUAGGUUUAAAAGGAGAGUCAGGAGAAGUUGGUGAACCGGGCCAACCAGGUUUACCUGGUCCAGUUGGCAGUCCUGGCCGAGAAGGAAGAAGAGGCCGUUCUGGUCGAGAUGGCGAACGGGGUACAACUGGUCCCCCCGGAGCCAAAGGGGAACCAGGACCAAGAGGUGUACCUGGACUCCCUGGCGAAAAAGGUGAACGGGGAGCUACAGGGAGCACAGGAGAAAGAGGUUUGCCUGGCCACGAUGGUAUUCAAGGAGAGGAAGGUCCACCAGGGUUACCAGGAAUGCCUGGUGAAUUGGGACCAAGAGGAUUCAUGGGGCCAAGAGGAUUCCCAGGCUUACAAGGCAAUCCAGGAGUUCCUGGAAGUGAAGGCCUUCCUGGAUCCAAAGGAAAUAACGGACCUCCUGGUCAACCAGGACCACCAGGUCAAACCGGCCCGCUAGGCCCAGUUGGUCCACCAGGACCUCAAGGUUUAUUGGGUCCGACGGGUAUAGUGGGACCACAAGGGAAACCUGGAUUACCGGGUUUACCAGGAUCUGAAGGAUUACCAGGACAUCCAGGCAAUCCAGGAAUGCCUGGAGCUAAAGGUGAAACUGGACCGCAAGGCCCACAAGGUACUGUAGGAUUCCCGGGUAACCGUGGAUCCAAAGGUGAUGAAGGAAAAAGAGGUCCCCUUGGGGAGAAAGGAGAUAAAGGAGAUCGUGGAGUAGACGGUGAUAAAGGUGAAUAUGGCCCAAAGGGAGACAAAGGUGCAGUAGGACCGACAGGCAUGCCUGGGCUGGAAGGAGUGGAAGGACCAAAAGGUUUUGAUGGCCCUCGUGGAGAAACUGGUCCGUUAGGAAUGCCGGGAGAAAAAGGCAAACAAGGCUUACAAGGUUUUCCUGGCUAUCCUGGAAAUCCAGGCGACAAAGGUGAUAAAGGUGCUACGGGAAAAAUGGGACCUAUAGGUGAAAAAGGCGAUCGAGGAAAUACCGGCCUACCAGGAGAACGCGGUGAAAGUGGGCCACGAGGUUUCCGUGGAUCCCGUGGAAGACGUGGAUCUGAAGGCACUCCAGGACCAAAAGGAGACACAGGCCAACCGGGCCCUCCAGGCCCAACAGGUGAGAGAGGAUUACAAGGACCAGAUGGACCUCGAGGAUUUAUUGGGCCUCCCGGGCCACCAGGAACUAAUGGAAAAGAUGGUUUACCAGGUCCACCUGGAGAAAGAGGACCUCCUGGAGAAACUGGUCCGGUGGGACCUGUAGGAGCACCUGGUGUUAUAGGUCCAGCAGGACCUUCUGGAGAACCAGGACCAAUUGGAGAACCCGGUAUACCAGGUAAUCCAGGAUUGCCUGGAGAACCAGGAAUUGCUGGUGAACAAGGAAAAGAAGGACCGCCGGGCCCCCCUGGACCACAAGGGAAGCCAGGCCCUCCAGGUACUUCUGGCCCACCUGGUUUUCCAGGAGAACGGGGGCAUGCAGGUGUGCCAGGAAUACCUGGUUUAAAAGGAGAAGUAGGCUCUCCGGGGCUUAUGGGGCCUGCGGGUGACAAAGGCCAGCAAGGGGAACCUGGUAAAGAUGGACCACCUGGCCCUGAAGGACGAGUAGGGCCCGUUGGUCCAGCAGGCGCUACCGGACUUAAAGGUGAACGUGGUGAUAUCGGCCCACCUGGACCUGUUGGAAGAGACGGUCUUCCCGGAGCAAGAGGAUUGGAUGGUCCUCCUGGGCCAAUGGGAUCUCCUGGUGAAGAUGGAGACAAAGGCGAUGCUGGACCCCCCGGUGAAAAAGGAUUUAAAGGUUCCAGAGGAGAAACUGGACCUGUUGGACCAAUUGGAUCUCAAGGUUUGCGAGGUGAACCAGGACCCUCAGGAGCCCCCGGAGAACCAGGACCACCAGGAGAAAUCGGUCGCCAAGGACAAAAGGGUGAAGAUGGUCCAAAGGGUGUAUCCGGACCUGCUGGCCCAGCAGGGCCACAAGGUUUACCUGGUCCACCAGGUCUUAAAGGUGACAUGGGUGAUAUCGGACAGAAAGGUCCUCUUGGUCCGGCCGGUUCACCUGGUGAACAAGGACCACGUGGUGUCAAAGGAGUACAAGGUAUUCAAGGGCCUCCUGGUGCUGAAGGACUUCAAGGACAAAGAGGUGAACCAGGUCCACCAGGACCCAUUGGACCACCAGGUGCAGAUGGCAAAGACGGUGAGCGUGGAGCACAAGGGCAAAAAGGAGAAGAAGGAAAACCGGGAACUCCUGGUUCUCCUGGACCCCGAGGACCUGUUGGCCCGGAAGGUCCAAAAGGAUCUGCCGGUGCUCCAGGUUUCCCUGGAAGUGUUGGUGAACCUGGAACACAAGGACCAAAGGGAGACACGGGAAAAGAUGGCGCUGAUGGAAGCCCUGGUGCCACUGGUCCACCUGGCGAACCAGGCUCCCCAGGAAAAAUGGGACAACCCGGUUUACCCGGCAAACCUGGACCCGAAGGUCCAGCAGGCAUGCAAGGAAGUACUGGUUUACCCGGAGAAUCUGGUGAUAAAGGAGCUCCAGGCCCACCAGGAAUUCAAGGUCCCAGUGGAGUUCAAGGUGUCCCCGGCCCACAAGGCUUACCUGGAUUACGUGGUUCUCCAGGACCAGCUGGUGACGUUGGACCACCGGGAAAAGUAGGGCCAGUUGGUAAUCCUGGUAAAAAUGGCGAGAUAGGUUUAAAGGGUAGUAAAGGCGAUAGAGGUAAAAGAGGUCAAAAAGGACAUCGAGGAGAUAUGGGGCCUACUGGUAAAAAAGGCGAUAUAGGCGAAAAAGGACAUCAAGGUCCUCCAGGAAAUCAAGGUCCAGAAGGUGUUAAAGGAGAAAUUGGUCCACCUGGUCCUAUUGGUUUAAAAGGAAAUGAAGGACCUAUGGGCCCGGUAGGGCCUGAGGGACCGCAAGGUCUUAAGGGUUCUGAAGGCCCAACUGGAAUCAAAGGAGAACCUGGCCCUGCUGGCCCACCUGGACCACCAGGUCCACCUGCUGAAAUGCCAUUACUUCCACCCGAAUUACUGUUCCAACAUGACAUUCUUCAACGAUCCAAGCGUAGUUCCGAACCGGAAGAGGACAAUGAUUAUGCGGAUGCAAUAAACAAAAAGAAAGGUGAUGACAUCAAUCCCGAAGAAAAUUUAACGUAUCCAAAAGAGGAUGUUGGUCCCAAAUUUUUGGAUAUGUACAGUUCAAUUUAUGCAAUGCGACAGGAGCUGGAUCGUGUACGUAAACCAGUGGGAUCAAGAGAUAAUCCGGCCCGUACGUGCAAAGAUCUGUAUUAUGGACAUCCGCAAUACAAAGAUGGUUGGUUUUGGAUUGAUCCAAAUUUAGGAAUGCCAGAUGAUUCGAUCUAUGUGUAUUGUAAUAUGACAAACGAAGGUGAAACUUGCAUAUAUCCUGACAUUCACAGUUCUCAAAUGCCAAAUAUUCCCUGGCGUAAAGAGCAUGAUGAUCAGACAGAUUGGUACUCAAAUUUACGUGGUGGUUUCAGGAUAACAUACGAAACAGUUGGUGUUGUUCAAAUGACCUUUUUAAGAUUACUUGCACAGAGUGCCCAUCAAAAUUUCACUUAUACUUGUAUUAAUAGCGCAGCAUGGUAUAAUUCCAAAGCAAAAAAUUAUAAUUCAGCCAUUAAAAUUUUAAGUGGGAAUGAAGAAGAAUUUUCAUAUUCAUCUGGUAAUAAACCAAAUAUAUUGGUUGAUGGAUGUAAGAAUGGAAAAUCAAAAAGUGAAACAGUUUUUGAAAUCCGUACGAAACGUUUACAUGAGGUACCAAUUAUAGAUUUUUAUCCAGUAGACUACGGUAAUCCCAAUCAAGCCUUUGGAUUUUUGGUUGGACCGGUUUGCUUUAGAUAACAGUAACACAUAAGUACACAUUGAACUCUGCACAUGAAUUUUAUCAACGAAUCAACCAAAACAUCAAUUAUUGUAGUAGUAACUUUUAGCGUUUCUUUUAGUUUUUAGUAGGUACUAACUUUUAAAAAAAAACUGCAGGAAGUCAAAGGAAACAUGAUAAGAAUGUGCAAUUUGAGCCGUUACCUGUAGUUUUUUAAAUCUUGUCAAUUAGUGUGUUAUUAUGUACUUAUAUUAAUAUGAGCAUUCC